AUGGACCUCCUCUCCCGCCGCCGCCUCCUCACCAUGGUCACCCUCCCUUCCCCUUCCCUGGAGGCCACCCGCCCCCUCCGAUGUGCGCCCCUUGCUCCUGCGAUCCUCACCAUGGAAACCCUCCUCCACCCCCUCCUCAUCACGGAGCCUCCUCACCAUCCCAUCAUUGUCAUCCUUGGAAUCGUGACCAUUGCUCUCGCCCUUUUCUGUGCUAUUGCCAUCGCCUACAUUCACCGCCGUGUAGCGCGUCUCAGCCCCGAGGCUCGUCGCGCUUUUCGCCGGGCAUUCCGCCAAACUCGCGACGAGCGUCGUAAGAACUCUGCUCUGAAGGCUGCUUAUCGUGCCUUUGUCACCCGAUGGAUCGAGAACGAGGAUGAUGAGAAGGAGGCUAUGCUAAACGGUGAGCGACGCCGACGAUCAUCUUCCUGCAGUAGCGUUACCAUGGAAGAGGAGAUUGCCUCCUUCCGUGAGGCUGCUCAAAUGGUUGAGGGCAUCGUCGCUGCUGAGGAGGGCCAGCAUAGCCAUGCUCGUUCAUAUAGCUACGCUGCGGGUCCGCCUGUUCCUCCUCGUCCCUCGCACCACACUGCUGCCACAGCAUACCCUGGCUUCAUGGAGACGGAUGACAACCUUCCUGCCUACGAUGACGAUGAGCGUGAUUCAUCGGUUGUAGCAGAUGGAUGCCGAUACACUCCUGGCAGCUCCGAUUAUACCCCUUCUAACUCCGGGUCCAAUGCCAGCGAUGUCCUGGGGGACACCAAGAACUAA
This is a messenger RNA of Fusarium tjaetaba, 765 nucleotides long. RefSeq lists its product as uncharacterized. Lineage: Eukaryota; Fungi; Ascomycota; Sordariomycetes; Hypocreales; Nectriaceae. The record is from RefSeq and is a predicted model, not a curated record. The transcript has 2 exons. The coding region runs from base 1 to 765 and encodes 254 amino acids.